This is a messenger RNA of Aureobasidium subglaciale EXF-2481, 1077 nucleotides long. RefSeq lists its product as uncharacterized. Gene Ontology annotation, molecular function: phosphatidate phosphatase activity. The transcript is spliced from 2 exons. Gene Ontology annotation, biological process: phospholipid metabolic process. The record is from RefSeq and is a predicted model, not a curated record. Lineage: Eukaryota; Fungi; Ascomycota; Dothideomycetes; Dothideales; Saccotheciaceae. Bases 1 to 1077 code for a protein of 358 amino acids.
AUGGCGAUCGAUAUGCCGCCCGCCAAAUUAAUCAUAGCCUACGCGCUCGAUUGGAUAUUAAUCAUUGCCAUUGCCGCAGUAGGUGGCGGAAUUUCUUACGUCAAACCAUACCAUCGGCCAUUUUCACUUCUCGAUCUUGCCAUCAGCUUCCCAUACGUCGAUCAUGAUGAGGUCUCGACAGUGACUCUCGUCGUUGUUUCCUUGAUUGUACCGGCUGUCAUCAUAGCCAUUGUCACUGCUUUGUUCGUUCCAGCCUUCUCGCGCUCCAGUAUCCGCGACCAACGUUAUUGGAAGCGCAAACUAUGGGAGUUCAACUCUGGUUGGAUGGGUCUUGGGCUUAGCUUCGCACUCGCCUUCUUCAUCACUACUGGAAUUAAGAACUUGAUUGGAAAACCACGACCAGAUUUGCUGGCAAGAUGUCAACCGGAUCUGAACGAUAUCGCAGCACAUGUUGUUGGUGGAUAUGGUCAGGAUAUCUCGCAAAGAUGGACACUGGUCAGCUCGUCUAUCUGCACGCAAACGAAUCAGAAGCAAUUGGAUGAGGGUUUCCGCAGCUUCCUCAGCGGCCACUCGUCAAUGUCUUGGUCUGGACUGCUCUACCUCUCACUUUGGUUGGCAUCGAAGUUCAACAUGCUGAUCCCCUAUCUUGGCCACAGUGCACCACCCAGACGCAACGACGAAGACGAGACCGAACAACAACCUAGGGAUCGCGCCGCCGCCCCACCAGUCUUUGGCGCCAUCAUAGUAUUGAUUCCCAUCUGCGUCGCCUUCUUCGUCUGCUCUACUCGCUACGUCGACUUCAAACACCAAGGCAUUGAUAUCUUUUCUGGUAGCGUGUUGGGAAUCAUAACUGCAUGGAUCGGUUUCCGCUGGUACCAUGGAAGCCUAACAAGGGGGCAGCCUUGGACGUGGAGUCCUAGAUCCAAGGAUCGUGCAUUUGCUGUCUCCAGUGGGACACAUGGCUGGAUCGGUGACGGAGUCGACGGAGUCGCGAUGAGGGAGAGGCCACAGAGGAUGCAAAGAACUAGGGAUAUCGACAUUGAGGCUGGUGGCUCUGGCGAUCCCAUUGUCAAAUGA